AUGUCCGACAACAAGCCCGAAUCCGAAGUCUUGGAGACUACCGCCGUCUCGCCGGCAAAGCAGUCAUUUGGAUCACGAGCCGCCACUCAUUUCAAGAAAUGGUGGUGGGUACACCUGAUCGUGUUCAUCAUUGUGGUCCUUGUCAUAGCGCUUCCAGUGGUCUAUGUCGCCUACCCCAACAUCGCCCAGCAUGACAUCAAUAGCUCUACUCUCAACAUCACAAGCAUGAUUAUUAGCGACCCCAAGCCCAAGUCUUUCUUCCUUAACCAGACCCAGGUCAUUGGCUCUGAUAGCUCCUAUCAUCCUGAGAUCUACGGAUUCGAUGCCGCGGUGUCCUUGCUAGGUGCUGCAUCCGCCUUUGCGACUGUCAAAGUUCCUGCUGUGAAGUCCAAGGAUGGGGCGGAAGUCAUUGUUUCGCAGUCGCUUGAUCUGAGUGAUGCUGACGCUUUCUCUGACUACUGUACCGCAGUCAUGAUGAAUGAGGAGGUCUCGUUGAACAUUUAUGGCAAGCCAAAACUUCAGCAAGGAUCUUUGCCGAAGGUGACCGUGACAUACAACAAGACGGUCUCGAUGAAAGGCCUCAAUAAGCUCAAGGGGUUCGACGUGACGGAGUUUCACAUCAUGACUACAGUCGUGAAUGGUCGAAAUAUGAACGGCACAGUCUUUAUUCCGAACCCUUCUGUGAUGACUUUAAGCAUGGGAAAUGUGACUCUCAACCUCCUAGUGGGAGGCCAAAAAUUGGGUCUAUCCUACCUUGAUGACCUCGUGCUCAAGCCCGGCAACAAUACUAUCCCAAUGACUUCAACGAUCAAUGAGACUGCUAUUAUAGAGAUGCUCACCUCGGAUAGCAAUCCCUUCACGACUGGUGUUGUGCCAUUUACUAUCACCGGUAACUCCAGCGUUUACAAUGGCCAGGAGCUGCCUUAUUUUACCGAUGCACUGACCGCAAAUAACCUGACUGUCCAACUGAAUGUCACAAAGGCUCUCGCGGAGAUUGGUCUUACCCUCUAA
Penicillium longicatenatum is the source of this 1011-nucleotide messenger RNA. Its product is annotated as DUF3712 domain-containing protein. The coding region runs from base 1 to 1011 and encodes 336 amino acids. The record is from RefSeq and is a predicted model, not a curated record. The transcript has 4 exons. Gene Ontology annotation, cellular component: fungal-type vacuole membrane. Lineage: Eukaryota; Fungi; Ascomycota; Eurotiomycetes; Eurotiales; Aspergillaceae.